GCGGAUGUCGGACGCGCACUAUGACCCAGGAGAUCCCACCUCCAUGCAGCAGCCAGCCGUCGGCCGCUACCAGAGGACCAGAAAUCUGCAGCUCCCGGAAUGAAGAGAUCAAAAUGAUGCUGCCUCUAAAAAGGGAUUAAACGUAAGCAAUCUGUCGUCAGUUUGCGGUAAAUCCGCCGCUCAUCUCUGUUCUAAAUUUUAUUUGCAAUUAUUUCUGCGUCUAACGCAGAAAUCCAGCCAGGUUGGGUUUGCAUGGACUGCUGCAAACGAGCUAAUGACAGAUGAAUCGUGCUGACUUUCUCUGAGAAUUGCAGCGGAUGCAACGCAGGCCUUUGAUGAGAUCUGUUGUUUCUCACCCUCCUUCGGUCUAAUCUGGUCUGGGCGCCACCUCACUGGGAUCUGCUGCUGCGCGGGGACACGGAUUUGCCAGAGGGAGUUGGGAAAAGGGAGACAUGCCGUCGCUGAGCAUCCGUUGCGACGCCUGACUGAUCAUGAUGAAGACCGAAUCCACGUCCAAGAGCACCGGCUCUGGCUCCACGCUCCGGAGCCCAUCCCCGCACCGGAACGCGUAUGAGGCGGGGAUGCAGGCCCUGAAGCCCGUCAAAGACAAUGCUGCGAACGGGGACCUGCAGGAUGGCCCCCGGGGGCGCAGGUACGGCUCCAAUGUGCACCGUAUCAAAAACAUGUUCCAGCAGAUGCAGACCACAUCCGCAGCCGACGGUGAUGAAGAGGAAGGCACGAAGACCGCGGACAAAUCGGUGCGUCUGUCCCUCCCCAGAGCCGGCAGCUUGAAUGAGAACGUGGACCACAGUGCGCUUCUGAAACUCGGAUCCACCGUGUCUGAACGAGUCAGCAAGUUCGACCCCAAAUCUGAGAACGGCCACCAGCGGGCCUCCUCCCCCAGCUACUCCAAGCUGCAGGAGACCCGGCGCAUCUUUGAGCAGCAGCAGCAGGAGAAACAGCAGCAGCAGCAGCAGCAGCAGCAGGAGAAGCUGGCCACCACCAGGGUCCUCCUGAAGGCAGAGAAGGCCCCAGGCUUCCCUGAUGGGAGGUUAGACAUGGUGUCCCGCUUUAAUGGCAGCACAGAGUCACUGGACAGCCUGGACACCAGCGAGGCUGUGUCCCCUACGGUCAGCCAGCUCAGUGCCGUGUUUGAGCGAGCAGCUGAGCUCCGGAACAACCUCCAUCGCCUCUCUUCUACACCACCACUCCCUUCCAGGGGGGUCAGCGCCAAGGUGGGGGUGUUGAACUCAAAGGCAAUCACUAAAAGGGUCAGUGCCUUUGUAUCAGGCAACCAAGAGGACGAGAUAAGCAAUCAGAGGGGCCAAGAUUUGCCUCCACGAGGCCUUAGAGGAAGAGUGACUCCCCCAUCUGAAAGCAUUAAUGGGAGCCAGAGCGUUGACCAGUCUGUCGGAACCAUUGAUCUCUCAAGUAAUGUAGGAGAGCCCAGUGAACAGAGAGGAAAGACUUUUUCAGAUGCUGGAGUUGAGGCCAAAGCAGGAGGGACACCUGAGGGUCAAUCUGGGUUCAACGAACCUAACAGCACAACACUGCAAGGUGACAUCCACGUGUCUGUGGAGAAUGGAGGGACUGCUGCCGAGAAGAGCAGCUCUCCAAAGACUGAUGAGAAGGAUGCUAGGGAGGAGGAAGCAGACAGGACUCUGAAGGACGACCAGUCGGGCCGCGAUUCUGUGGAUAUCAGUGCCUACAGCGCGGUGGGGUAUGACUCUGGAGGAAGCCAGAAGGAUGAGGAGGAGGAUGAGGACGAUGACCACUAUGAGCCUGAGUCGAGCUGUGUGGAGAUUGCUGGGCUGGAUAUGGAGGAAGACCCGCCUCCCUCGAGGAAGAUUUGUUUCAGCACAGAACCAAUCAAGGUGUUUGCCACCUAUCCCAACGAGGACUACGACAGGCGUAAUGAAGACGUGGAUCCCAUGGCAGCAUCAGCAGAAUACGAGCUGGAGAAGAGGGUGGAGAGGCUGGACCUGUUCCCUGUAGAGCUGGAGAAAGAUAGCGACGGUCUGGGCAUCAGCAUCAUUGGGAUGGGUGCAGGGGCCGACAUGGGCCUGGAGAAGCUGGGCAUCUUUGUUAAGACCGUUACAGAAGGAGGGGCAGCUCACAGAGAUGGGCGGAUCCAGGUGAACGACCUUAUUGUGGAGGUGGACGGGACGAGUUUGGUGGGAGUCACGCAGAGCUUCGCUGCCUCCGUACUCAGGAACACCUCAGGAACUGUCAAGUUUGUGAUUGGCCGAGAGAAGCCAGGCGAGCAGAGCGAAGUGGCUCAGCUCAUCCAGCAGACACUGGAGCAGGAGCGCUGGCAGAGGGAGAUGAUGGAACAGCGCUACAACCAGUACAUGGACGAACAAGAGGGUGGUGAGUAUGGCACGGAUGAGGAAGAAGAUGAAGAGGAGGCCAGUCCGCCAUAUCCCAGUGCCAUCGAGGUGUUUGACUUGGCGGAGAACGAGGACAUGUCCCCUCUGGAGACAGACCCUGAGAAACUUGCCCAUAAAUACAAAGAGCUCCAGAUAAAGCAUGCUGUGACCCAGGCUGAGAUCCAGCAACUGAAAAGGAAGUUGCACCACACGGAGCAGGAGAAGCAGCGCUGGAGGAUGGACAAAGCCCAGCUGGAGCAAACCCUGCAGGAGAACAAGGAGCGAAUGGAGAAGCUGGAGGGCUACUGGCUGGAGGCUCAGAGCCUGUGCCAGGCGGUGGACGAGCACCUGAAGGAGACUCAGGCUCAGUAUCAGGCCCUGGAGCGCAAAUACAGCAAAGCCAAACGGCUCAUUAAGGAGUACCAGCAGAAGGAGAUUGAAUACCUGAAGAAGGAGACUCAGCGUUGUGCACAAGUAGGAGCUGAGGCUUCUCUUCUGAAAGAGGAGUCGGGUCAACUCCAAGAGCAGGUAGAGGAGGUGGCCAACCUGGAGAGCAGGGUGGAGGAGCUGAAAUCUGAACCUUUAUAAACGCCUUUUCCAUCACAUGUAAACUUCUCCUGAUGAAGCAGUGUUCUAGCCUGGCAAGCCAGACUAAAUAAAUGUAUUAUUUAGUCUGGCCACGCUCCAUUGACGGCUCUCGGUUGUGGGGCGGGUUCUACCGUUGUCUUUCAAAUGAUCUCCGCAUUCCGCUGGACAAUGAAUGUGACAUACUCUUGUUUCACUCUGUUGCAUCAUCCCACCCACCAGGCAUAUAGAGUGCCCUGAUUGGCCCACAAAGCGGAUAAAGCUCUGUGAUUUGUUCACUAAGCAGAUGGAGCACUAUGAUUGGCCCACCUUUAUGGACCAAUCACAGCUCUUUAUGUGUUUGAAACCCCUUUAGAGAGCUGUGAUUGGCUAGCCAGAGUCCUGGUAGGAGCUGCGGAGGUUCCAACGGGGCGUGCCUAGACCAAACUUUGCAAAGCAAGAAUUUGGUCUAGUUCACUAGGCUAGCAGUGUUCAUCAGUUCAGACUGAACUGCAGGAUAGUCGUUUCCACUUUGAGCGUGGUCAUCAACCGUGUUCUCGGGCCUUGUGUUCCAGCCACCUUUACCCGUUUUUCUGUUAACACCAGCUGGAAUGUGGAGGAUGGAGUUUUCUCAUCACAAAGACAGACUCUAAUCUAGAUGCAUUAUUCCUUUUUAAUACCCAGAGUUCCGUAUAUUUUCUUCUCUUCAUUUGUUGUUUUGUGACGGGCCGAGCUGUUUUCUAUUGCCAAAAACUAAACCCCUUUGUUUCUUUUGCCCAGUUUUGUGAUUUCAUUCUUAGUUUUUGUACAGAUGUGAUAACGUGUGCUUUAACAAUCAGUUUGGUCUGUAUAAAAGUUUUUGUGUAUAACAUUUAACAUAAUGUAAACAAAACUGAUGGUUGUAUAUUCUAUGUGACGGGGGGCGUGUCGAGAGGACCGUAGAUUGCACUGAAGAAGACAAACAUGGCGGUUCGUGUGGACAGAGGACAAAAUGGGAGCAAGUGUGACGUGUCUUCAGAAUUGUAGAAACAUUAACCCAACCUCUGUAGGGGUUUUGUCACUUAACCUUGAGAACCACUUGCUGCCUACCUUUCAGAAGUGUUUGUGCAUUUUUUUUGACACACUAAAAACUCAAGUGACCAUUCCUCUGGUUUCACCCUUUCAUAAAGAUCUGAAACAAUCCUCAACUUCUGUGCCACAAGAGCGAACGGAUCUCUGCAUUUCCUCUCAAAUGGAUGUCGUUAAGAACUUGUGUAGCUGGAAAUACCUAGGACUACAGAUCGACGAAACAAAUACAGGACUGUGAUGUUUUUAGAAGCCGUUACCAGCAGCAUCGUUUUAGUCACAAACCAGCAGCUGCUCGUGACACCUGUGUGUGUGUAGCGUAUGGAAAAACACUGCCAGGUUCCUACCCGUUUCAGUUUCUGCACACUUUUAAACGAGUCUACUUGUAUCACCUGUCAUACCAGUAUGUUUGUAUAGUUCAGGUCAGACCUAAAUAUUUUCAAUUUACAUAUUUAUAAUAUAGUCAAGGUGGAAAUGUGAGCUAAUGAGGAAAAACUACUGACAAGAGCAAUGUACAAGGGGAUUAAAUAGAGAAGACAGUGCUGUGUCAUGUUUAAAUAAACGUUGUAGAUCUGGGUGAAAAACUGAGUGUAGGAGUACAUAAUUUAAAAAAACAGGCAUGGUUAUGACUAUUUUCAUAAGUAUUAAGGCUUGUACAGUGCACACGCUUUGCAUUGUAUGUUUUUGUGGAAUAAAUGGUCAACAGUGA
This is a messenger RNA of Nothobranchius furzeri (turquoise killifish), 4707 nucleotides long. NCBI's taxonomy places the organism in Eukaryota, Metazoa, Chordata, Actinopteri, Cyprinodontiformes, Nothobranchiidae. The record is from RefSeq and is a predicted model, not a curated record.